CAUUUCUUGCAAGAAUCCAAACUGCGGUCCAAAAUUGAGUCCCCCUUUUCUCCACGAAGAAGAUCAAAACCCCAGCUGAACCUCACUCUCCGGCGGCCCCCGGAUGUCUGAUGAAGUAGGCUAUGUGGUGGGCAACUCCCUUAAGGUACACUACUUUAAAUCUCCCUUGUUUUCCCACCAAACACUGAACUCGCAAAUGUUAACUCUCUUCAAACUCACUUGUCUCCCCAAAAAGACAAAUUCUUUCUGUUCUAGUUCCUGUAAUACUAGAAAGAUUAAUUAUUUUGACCAGUUUUUGCCUCUUUUUGAUAAAAAGAUCGAUUCUUUAAGCUAUUUGAACUCAAAUGAGAGGAGGAGAGUAGUUGUUGGGCUGUCUAGAAUUAUUAAACAAGGCCAAGGUUACAUUUUGAAGGGAUUUGCUAAAAAAAAUUGCCCUUAUUUUUUAGUUAAGAUUAUGAAAUCAUUAGAAUCUAGAGAAACUGCAUUUGGGUUUUUUAAGUUUGCAUUUCAAGAUGAUUCUGAUGAAAUAGUCAAGUCUUCUUGUGUUGCGGCACAUGUUUUAGGUGCACAGAAUCUCAAGUUCCUCGCUCAAGAUGUGGUUUCUUGGGUUAUUAGGAGAGUUGGGGUUGAUAGGAGGAGGGAGGUAGUGGAGUUUAUGUGGAAAAGGCAUGCUGAAUUUGAGUCGGAUUUCUCAGUUCUUGAUACGCUUAUGCGGGGUUUUUUGAAAGUGGAAAUGGGUUGUGAGGCGUUGGAGAUUGUGGGUAGGAUGAGGGAGGUGGGUUUGAGGCCAAGUUCAUCAGCAAUUACAAUUCUUUUUAAGUUGUUGCUUAGAGUUGGUGAUCAUGGUAGUGUUUGGAAGUUGCUUAGGGGUAUGAUUCAUCAAGGGCCUAGACCUUGCAAUCAUAACUUUAAUGCGGUGAUCCUUGGUUUCUGUAGAAAAGGACAUGUUAAAGUUGGGGAGAGUUUGUUGUGCGUGAUGCAGAAGUUUAAGUGUCAACCAGAUGUUUAUGCGUAUAACAUUUUGAUUAAUGCAUACUGUACAAGGGGACAGACUGUAGAUGCACUUGGUUGGAUGCGCUUCAUGAUCGAUAAUGGUUGUACACCGAGCUUGGUUACUUUUGGUACAGUCAUAAAUGCAUUUUGCAAUCAGGGAAAUAUGAUAGAAGCAAGGAAUCUUUUUGAUGGGAUGAAAGAGGUCGGUCACAUUCCCAAUGUUAUAUGCUAUAAUACGUUGAUGAAUGGAUAUGUUAAGGCGAGGGAUAUUGGUCAGGCAAACAUGCUUUAUGAAGAAAUGAAGAGCAAGGCUAUAGCUCCUGAUUGUACAACUUUUAAUAUUCUGGUUGCAGGGCAUUAUAGAUAUGGAAGAGAGGAAGACUGUGACAGAUUGUUGAGGGAUUUGUCACAAUCAGGCUCGCUUCCAAUUAGUUCACUAUAUAAUAUUUGUGUUUCAGGCUUGUGUUGGGCUGGCUGGCUGGAUGAGGCCAUGAAACUUUUAGAGGAUAUGCUUGAGAAAGGAAUAACUCCAACUGUAGUUGCUUUUAAUUCAAUAAUAGCAGCUUAUAGCAGGGCUGGCUUAGAAGAGAAAGCCUUUAAAGCGUAUAGAAUGAUGGUUAAAUUUGGUUUAUUUCCUUCAUCUUUGACAUGCAGUUCAUUAAUCAUGGGUUUAUCCAAGUUGUGGAGGCUGCAAGAAGCUAGGGACCUUUUGUAUGAGAUGAUAGUAAAAGGCCUUCCCAUCAACAAAGCAGCUUUUACUCUGCUUUUGGAUGGGUACUUCAGGAUGGGGGAUGUGGCAGGUGCUUAUAGCCUGUGGAAUGAGAUGGAAGGGAGGGGGAUGCAUCCUGAUGCUGUUGCCUUUUCAGCCUUUAUUAAUGGUCUUUCUAUAGUUGGUCUAGUGGAUGAAGCAUAUGAUGUAUUUUUACAAAUGUCAAAAAAAGGGUUCGUGCCCAACAAUUUUGUGUAUAACUCUUUGAUCCGUGGCUUUUGCAACAGUGGGAGGCUGCAGGAAGCAUUGAUGUUGGAGAGGGAGAUGGCACUAAAGGGUCUUCUUCCUGAUAUUUUUACUAGCAAUAUAAUCAUUAACGGUCUCUGUAAAGAAGGCAGGAUGAAGUCAGCAAGUGAUGUAUUUAGAAACAUGCACCAUACUGGGUUGAUCCCUGAUAUUGUCACCUACAAUACUUUGAUUGAUGGAUACUGUAAAGCAUUUGACACAGUUAGUACAGAAGAAAUCGUGAAUAAAAUGCAUGCCACUGGAUGGGACCCAGAUAUCACUACUUAUAAUAUUCGUCUUCAUGGGUUAUGUACUGGUCAGAAAAUGAGUCGAGCUGUGAUGAUGCUGGAGGAGCUUAUUUCAGCAGGUGUUGUUCCAGACACAGUAACAUACAACACUCUUAUGAAUGGUGUUUGUACUGACAUUCUGGAGCGUGCCAUGAUUGUAACUGCCAAAUUGCUUAAGAUGGCAUUUGUUCCUAAUGUCGUUACAGCCAAUCUACUAUUAUCUCACUUUUGCAAGCAGGGAAUGCCUGAAAAGACCAUUAUGUGGGGUCAGAAGUUGAAUGAGAUCUCCUUUGGUUUCGAUGAGAUUUCCAUAAAAUUAAUGGAUAGAGCCUUCCGUAACAUCCAAGAUAAUGUUAACUUGCCAAAACCACCACCUGAAAAGAGCCUGUUUCUGGAUUUCCUCAUGUACGUUACAUACGAUUAUUUGAGCAGAAAUAGUCCUCAAAAGAAAGAAAAUCAGGGUUCACUUAAACGGAUGGAAAUUGGUUAUGGUGGAUCCUGAAAGCUUGUUGGAUGGGUUUCUAGGACUUAAGUUUUCGCGAUGUGCAAAAAUCUGUGUGAAAGCAGAACCUGGUAUGCCUUGUUGAAGAUUACCCAGCUGUCUGCACAUUAUAGUGGCAAUGAGUUUUUGAAGCACCAUGCAUAAGGAGACAGUAAUCUUCUUUGGUUGAUAUGGUAUUAGGGAAGCUGCUUGCUGCUCUUGGAAACUUGCAUGCUGUAGAAGAGAUACAAGAAUAGGGUAUAACCUAAAAGAAAAC
Molecule: messenger RNA, 3032 nt
Organism: Populus euphratica (Euphrates poplar)
Lineage: Eukaryota; Viridiplantae; Streptophyta; Magnoliopsida; Malpighiales; Salicaceae
Product: pentatricopeptide repeat-containing protein At1g09900-like
Exons: 1
Coding region: 104-2776 (890 amino acids)
Molecular function (GO): protein binding
Source: RefSeq, a predicted model, not a curated record